This is a messenger RNA of Caenorhabditis remanei, 513 nucleotides long. RefSeq lists its product as uncharacterized. The record is from RefSeq and is a predicted model, not a curated record. The transcript has 4 exons. NCBI's taxonomy places the organism in Eukaryota, Metazoa, Nematoda, Chromadorea, Rhabditida, Rhabditidae. The coding region runs from base 1 to 513 and encodes 170 amino acids.
AUGUGUCUCCAAGCCAUUCUUCGUUGCGACAGUGUGGCUACAGUAACCACAUGCGAAGGCACCAGUUCCGCGAUCAACUGGCUCAGUGAGUUUCCAUUGCCAGAAGCAAUCCGAUUGGCUAAGAAGCUCAGCUUCCAAGCGAAGAUCCCUUCGUGGGCUGUUCCAGGACUCAACCAAACAACCACAACGAUGUCACAGUCGGAGUUUAAGAAUCUGCGGGUUGUAAAAAAUCCAGAAACAGGAUCGCACUCGGCUCUCGUGUUGAUGGUCUCUCGGAUGCAGUCAAAAACGAUUCUAUGGACAAGAAAAUCCGCCCAGCAAGUUGAUGGACACCGGAACUCGCUUGCGCCACGUCUACUCGUUGAAACAGACAAAGAAAAUGAUCCAGAGUCAGAUGAAGAAGGGUCCGAUGAGGAAGAGACUGAUGAGGCGCAGUCCGAUGAGGCGGAGUCCGAUGAGGAAAACUCGGAGUGGAGCUACGAAAAUGAAAAGAGAAGACCGCACCGUCACUGA